Molecule: messenger RNA, 1520 nt
Organism: Cetraspora pellucida
Lineage: Eukaryota; Fungi; Glomeromycota; Glomeromycetes; Diversisporales; Gigasporaceae
Source: the annotation of a GenBank genome assembly
AUGGAUCUUGAAACACCAAUAUUAACCAUUAACGAAGAAUUUGCGAAAAAAUAUGAAGAAAGAAAAAGAGGAGAAGAGCUUUCAAAACUUAAAGAAAAAUAUGGCGAUCUAGACCCAGACGAAGAGGAAGAUUCUUCUUCUGAAGAGGAAGAUGAAUACGGUGAAUUAGUAACCCCCGAAAUUGACUCGCAAAUCAUGAAGACUAUUUCAGCCAUAAGAAACAAAGAUCCUAAAGUUUAUGACAAACAUUCCAAUUUUUUCGCAGAGGAAGAAAUACAAAAGGCGCAAAAAAAUUGGUUAGAUAAGCAACAAAAGAAAAAAACUGCUGAAGAAUUAAAAGCUGAAGAGGAUGAUUACCAAGCAUUCUUGUUAGAAAGUAUGACUGGAAAUAGUAAAGACCCUGAAUUUAUUAACCAAUGGCAAAAUUAUAAAAACGAUCCUACUGUUGACAAAGAUGAAGCCUUUUUAAUAGAUUACAUACUUAACCGUGGUUGGAUCGAUAAGAAUGCUACUCGAAUUCCAACGUAUGAAGAACUAAUUUUGGAACAUCAUGACGAAGAGAAUGAUGAAUUUGAAGAAGCUGCUGAUAAUUUCGAAAGCAAGUACAAUUUUCGAUUUGAAGAAGAAGGUGCAAUGAAAGUCGCCACAUAUUCCCGGAAUGUGGUCGAUUCUGUACGAAGAUCUGACAAUAAACGCAAAAUUCAGCGCCAAAUACGUUCUGAGCGUAAGAGUGAUGAAAAGAAACGUAAAAUGGAGGAACUUAAAAGGCUUAAAAACCUCAAAAAGAAAGAAAUUUUUGAAAAAUUGCAAAAAAUAAAAGAAAUAACGGGAAACGAAACUGUUGGAUUUGAUGAGGUCGACUUGGAAGAAGACUUUGAUCCUAACAAAUAUGACGAAAGAAUGAACAAUGUCUUCGAUACUAAUUACUAUACCCAAGAGGUAGAUGUUGAUAAACCAGAGUGGGAAGAAGACAUUGAAGAUAUUAUUAAUAAAUACAAGGGUUCUAAUCCUGAAAGAAUAAAAGAAGACGUUUCUGAAGAGAACGUUGAUUAUGAUGAUAAUUUUAUAAUGGAUGCAGAUUAUUUACCUGGAGGAGAAAAAUAUGAUGAGACAAUGGCUAAAAAAAAGAAAUCAGAAAAAAGAAGAGAAGAAAACGAACAAAAGAAAAAGUCCAAACAAACUUUUGAUAAGUACUUGGAUGAAUAUUACCAACUGGAUUACGAAGAUAUUAUUGAUGAUACUCCUACAAGGUUCAAGUAUAAACAAGUUAAGUCAACUUCAUUUGGCCUGACUCCAGUUGACUUCCUUUUAGCUGAUGACAAAGAUUUGAAUGAAUACGUGUCUUUAAAGAAAAUUGCUCCUUACCGUCCUGAACAUUUGGUAGAAAAUGAUAUUAAAAAAUACUCUAAGAAAAAACGACUACAGAAAUUUCGUAAAAAACUUGAACUUUUAGAAGAGAAUGAUCCACCUACAAGCAAUUCAUGGAGCAUAAAAUCGAUGAAACCACAUAAUAGGCCAGG